ACGAAAGGAGCCAAGAUGGCGGCGGCGGCGGCAGGAGCGGCAGCGGUGGGGAGCGGUGGGGCUGCCGCGGCCUCUGUGCUGAGCCGAAGCCGGUUCCGGGGCUGCCUGCUCGGAGCGCUGCUGGGCGACUGCUUGGGCGGCGGCUUCGAAGCUUUCGAGACGGUCAACCUGGCAGAGCUGCUGCGCUUCGUGCGGUCGCUUCAACCGCCCGAGAAAGAACGGGCGGCCCAAGACAAGUUGGCACCUGAGGCGAACCACAAAACACCGUCCCCAGCCAGGGAAGAAGGGGAGUGUGAAGAUUUGCGCCAUGAACAAGGGGGUUAUACGGAUCCACAUAGGGAAGAUUUGGGAAUCCACUUCUACAGUGAUGACACAGCUAUGACUCACUCGAUAGUGAGGUCACUGCUAGCCAAGCAGGACUUCGAUGAAGUGGAUAUGGCAAAGAGGUUUGCUGAAGAAUACAAGAAAGACCCUGACCGGACCUAUGGCGCCAGUGUGAUUACUGUAUUCAAGAAACUUCUCCGCCCCAAAUGCAGAGAUGUGUUUGAGCCAGCGAGACAGCAGUUUAAUGGAAAAGGCUCCUAUGGGAAUGGUGCUGCCAUGAGAGUAGCAGGCAUUUCACUAGCUUACUCUAACGUUCAAGACGUAAAGAAGUUUGCCAAAUUGAGUGCUGAAUUGACCCACUCCAAUUCCUUGGGCUACAAUGGAGCCAUACUGCAGGCUUUGGCAGUUCACUACGCUCUACAGGGUGUAGAGCUGAAUCGGGAGAAGUUCGUGGAGCAGCUGAUAGGCCACAUGGAGGAAGUGGAAGCAGAUGACAAGUCUGUUGCAGAUGCACGAAUGCUGGGCUAUGAGGAGUUGCCAUAUUCAAAGCGUCUAAAGAAGAUCAAAGAAUUUUUGGAGCAGAGCACCGUGUCAAAAUCAGAUGUGGUGUCAGAAUUAGGCAAUGACAUUGCAGCCCUGCGCUCUGUCCCCACUGCUAUCUAUUCCUUUCUGCGCUGCAUGGAGUCUCACCCAGAUAUCCCUGAGGACUUCAACAGUCUACAACGGACCAUUGUCUACUGCAUCUCAUUGGGUGGGGAUACAGACACCAUUGCUACAAUGGCUGGGGCAAUUGCUGGGGCAUAUUAUGGGGAAGAGCAGGUACCCCAAAGCUGGAAGUAUAGCUGUGAAUCUUUUGAGGAGACAGAGAAGUUGGCUGACAGCUUGUAUGAACUCUACUGCCAACGGAUUUGAGCCGUGGAAAAAGGACCCUGCACCUGGUCAACAGAUCUGUGUUUCUGUUUCAUCUUCCAAAGAAGAACUCGUUUGCAAUGUGGGGCUUCUUUUCCCUCAUGGGAAACAUGCCUAGGAUAUUUUGUGUGGCAGAUAAAGGUUCCUCUUGUAACCAA
Lacerta agilis (Sand lizard) is the source of this 1391-nucleotide messenger RNA. It is a transcript of the gene ADPRS, whose product is annotated as ADP-ribosylserine hydrolase. Gene Ontology annotation, cellular component: nucleus; mitochondrion. Bases 16 to 1236 code for a protein of 406 amino acids. The record is from RefSeq and is a predicted model, not a curated record. The transcript is spliced from 7 exons. NCBI's taxonomy places the organism in Eukaryota, Metazoa, Chordata, Lepidosauria, Squamata, Lacertidae.